AAAAAUUAAAACCCGGAUAGCUUUUUAAGUUUUACCUCUAAAUAAUUACUACUGCCAGCCCAUUUCACCCUAAUGCUAUUACAAUAAGGUAUUAAAAUAUUUAUUAACUAUCAACCUGAAGAAAACUAUAAAAUAUCUAUUAGAGGCAAAGCCAGUCUGGAAUUUUCAUAGCUAGCGCGCACCAGACAGUAUUUUACUCAGGAGUAUCUACGAUAUUUAUUUAUUAUGACACCGGGCUGUAAUCACAGCCUGCAGAGGGCGGAAGGGCCAAAAUAAAGAAAUCCCUUGUCGGAGGCGGGAGCCCUACAUAAAGAGCCCUCACGCCCCCAACAUCCUUCCAACACCAAAUAAAAGACCAGCACCUAGAGACGCAACCGAAAAAUCCAGGCUCUAUAAUUAUGUUCAGCUCCCAACCGAUCUACCGGCAAGCCAAUUUAAAUUUACUGCGAACGCCGCACGUGUACCACAAAAUGAAAUCCUACUACCGCACAGAAACACGCACGAAACAAAACCUAGAAAAACACCGCUGGCGCCACCCCUUCGAUGCUAGUGGCUGCUUCCUCGAACCACGCCUGUUUCCGAACGCUACCCUAUCCGUCUCCCUCCCGCCCACAAAGUGAAGCAUUCUCCCUCUCGUUCUGUCCCGUGAUGUCGUUCGAAAGCUUGGCGUUUUUGGUCAGUACGCGUUGAGAGUUAGCGCGCGUAGGAGCGUUGUCGCCGCGCUUGUCGUCGCGGGGUGUCAAGUGAAGUGCCGUGUAGGUGCCGAAGUGGCGGGAUUCCUUGCCGCGGGUCGGGGGGCCCAUGCCCCCUUUCACCAGCACCACAUUGGUAAAAGACGUGGCGAAGCAGGCGGCGCGAUGUCGUGUGCCGGCUGCGAGAAGCCGAUCCUGGAUAAGUUCCUGCUGCACGUGCUCGAGCGCGCGUGGCACGCGGCGUGCGUGCGCUGCGCCGACUGCCGCGCGCCGCUCGCUGACAAGUGCUACUCGAGGGACAACAAGCUGUUCUGCCGCAAUGACUUCUUCAGGCGAUAUGGAACGAAAUGCAGUGGUUGCGGGCACGGCAUAUCCCCCUCUGACCUGGUCCGCAAAGCGAGAGAAAAGGUCUUCCAUCUCAACUGUUUCACCUGCCUCGUCUGCAGAAAGCAGCUUUCCACCGGCGAGGAGCUAUACGUCCUUGAUGACAACAAGUUUAUUUGUAAGGAGGACUACCUGGCUGGAAAGACACCGACGACGCAGCAUUCGGACUCACUCCUAGGCUCAGGUUCGGACGACGAAGAGGAAGACGAAUCCCGCGCAGCGAACAACUCGAGCAGUCCGGCGCAUGCGCCGCACCCGGCGCUGCAUUCUGAGCUCUCGCAUAAUGGAGACGCGAAACCGCAUGAUGACUCGGAGGACCAGGGCUCCCUGGACGGCGACGCUGAGACCCGGGACUCCCAGGCCGAGAACAAGUCCCCGGACGACGGCAACGGGGGCUCCAAGAGGAGGGGCCCGAGAACCACGAUCAAGGCCAAGCAGCUGGAGAUUCUCAAGUCGGCGUUCUCGCAGACGCCGAAACCGACGAGGCAUAUAAGGGAACAGCUGGCGAAGGAGACGGGGCUUCCGAUGAGGGUUAUACAGGUGUGGUUCCAAAACAAGCGAUCAAAAGAACGUCGCCUAAAGCAGCUCACGUCCAUGGGGCGCGGCCCAUUCUUCGGCUCCUCCCGCAAAAUGCGAGGGUUCCCCAUGAACCUGUCUCCAGGCGGCCUGGACGAGGGGCCCCCAGGGUUCCCGUACUUCGCAACGGCGGACGGCAAGUUUGAGUUCGGAUACGGACCACCGUUCCAUCACGAUGCGCCGUUCUUCCACCCGCCUCCGGCUAUGCCAUUUAAUCAGCCAGGUCGUUUCGCAGGCGGGAUGGAUUCUAUGCCCGGCGAGUUCCCCGAGCAGUUCCCCCCGCCGGACCACCUCGUCCUCCCCCGGCCCUCCUCCCCCGAGUUCACCUUCGGCGACGCGCCGCCUCCUCUCCAUCCUGAGGGCCUGGUGUGGUAGCUCAAGCCGGAGCCGCGAGACUACCACGACUGAUGCGGCUCGGCGGGCUAUAAAGUGGACUUUAACAGUGUCAUUCAAUAACGCUGUGAUUACGAUUUAAUGGACACGUGCUUGUGAAUAAGUGUACAGAAGAGUUUUAUAAUAUUGAUAGUAAUUUAUUAAGUUAUAAAAUAAUUUAUUUACAGCUUAAGCUUUUGGUUCCUAUUUUAAGAUAGAAGUGGCAAUUUAUCAUUAUUUCAUGUAGGUAUGUAUUUAUUUGUAAUUUUAGUGUAAACGGGGUCUUAGUUAGAGGGUGACCACAGACGAGACUACAGGAGGACAUUUCCGAUACAAAUUUAAGAUUUUGUAAAUAUAAUAUAAGUUGUACAUAGAUUAUUGCUGGACAAGUCUGUACGAUAUUAAAUUUAUUAUGUACUAAGUGGUAGUUACUUGAUAAUAAGUCCCGGUGAACUAUAAUUCCUUUUUAAUCCUGAUUGUCUUAAAUGGGUAUUUACAAUUUCCUACAUUUUAUUUAUUUAGGAAAAAAAUGCAUUUCUGUUAAGCGAAUUUAAUUGUCUGUAAAUUAUUUUAUCAUUUUUACCCUUAGGCAAAUUGUAGGUAGCUGUGCAUCUACUUUAAAAUUGUGAAAACUUUUUAUGGAAUUAUAUCGCUAGGUACAAAUUUUAAAACAAAAAAAAGGAACUUAUUCGGAUGGCGAUUUUAUACCUCCUUUAUUUAUGGACACAAAACAUGACUUUGUAUUUUAUACAAAUAUUACCUUGUUUGUAUUAUGACACUUUAUAUAUAAUCAUUUGGUUAAUUCAUGAUUACACUAGGACAGUCACUCUGUUUUACCUUUUAAUACCAUGAACUAUAGUUGGUCAAACCAAUUUGUCAGUCAGUAAGAACCAGGAAAACUAUACUUAUCCUUUUCUUUUGGGUGCUAGUACUAGUGUAAGACAAAGAUAGUAUGAUUCUCUCUGUCUAUGAUUGAAAUGAGACUGUCCUUUGACAAACUAUAUUUCACAAAUUUACUUGCCUCGUGUAAUCGUGCCUUAAGCAAUACAUACUGCGCUCACAUUUCAGUCAUAGGGUAGUUUAGCCGGUUGUCGGCCAGUUAAGCAAAAUUUCGAAUUCAAAUGUAUUUUAUGAACAAUAUAUUCGACCAAUCUUUGCCAUUUUGUGAUUUUUAGACUAAAAAUAUAAUACACUUACCAUGAUUGUAUCAAAAUCCGUUAUUAAUUACAACGUUUUGUUUGUAUAAUUAAAAAUAUGAAAAAGUAGCAAUUUAGCUGGUUUUCGGACACUUUUUUUGGUUCUCGGCCGCUUGUUAACUAGUUGUCGGCCGCUGUUAUUUAUGUUUUUAAAUGACUCUUAUUUCACUAUCAAUAGGAAUUAUUUUUGAAUAAAACAACAAAUAUUCAAUGGUACAAUGUAUUACAUUAAGGAACGUUAAUGGGAACUUUUAUGGUACCUAAUACAUCUCGUAAAGAGUUUUCCAAAACAUACUCAAAAAUAUUAAAAUAAGACAUUUUGUAGCCUAACUAGCAGCGUGCGUAAGUCCGGAGGUUUUUAUGGGUCGGUAACACCCUUGAAGUUACAGGCAUCCAUAGGCUACGGUAACUACUUAUCACCAGUAAUAUUUACCAUUCUCUUUUCGGUGAAGGAAAAUUUCGUGAAGAAAUCGAAUUAAUUCCAAUACACACAUAGGUGGAAGGUCAGAUGGCAAUCAUUUUCGUAAAAACUAUUAGGCUCCUAUGAGUCGUGACAACGCUAGGAAGAUCAUGAAGACGUUACAUUAAAAUAACGAAAAUUCUUCGUCGCAUAGUCAAAAACUCAUCUUCUUUUUGAAGCAUCUUGUUAAUAUAAAAAUAGUGUAAAAAUUAUUUACUUUUCAAGGGCCGAAAACAAAAUAAAUUUUACUUGUUUCUCGGCCGUCAUAAGUUAGCUAGGCCGAAAACUAACUUUUUAUAAUCCUGUUCUUGGCCGCCAAAUACAAAAGAUUUUAAAGCAGAUUUUAACCAAUUAUUUGUUAAUAAGCAUGCGGCCGAGAACUAACUACAUGAAUUACUUGGAUACAAAUAAGUAUUAUUUGAAUUAUUUAUUUUGUUGGCUGUCUUUUAAUAGGAAAGAUUAACCAAUUAAAAAUUACGUGCCUCAAUCCUGUUCUCGGCCGGGCGGCCGAGAACUAAAUAUCUUUACGAAAUUGCAUUUAGUUACCCGACCAUCAAAUUUAAUUGACUUAUAUAAAAAAAUUCGUACAUUUAAAUCAUAAUAACAUAAAUUCAACUUAUCCAUAAUGCAAAUUAACAUCAAUAAUGGCCUCAAACCCACGAAAACAAUAUUUUUACUUACCUUGAAAAAAUAUUGAAUCACAAUUUUUUUUACAAAUUUGUCCAACAUCCACACUUGCUAAAUUGCUUUGGUGCACUGACGAGCCAAUCAAAACGUUAUCAAGCUAACAAAUUUAGGAUAUGUCAAUGUCAACUUAAUUUAUCCGACUACCCUCAUUUUUUCAAUAAAUACGGUAAAGUUGUCAUGUUAUUACAGUUUUACUACGUAGUGGCCGAGAACCGGAGGUGGCCGGUAAACCGGCUAAACUACCCUAUCCUUCAUAAAACAAUGAGCUUAUUUCUACAUUAUCUGAAGUGUCAUAAUACAAACUAAGGCGUUUCAUAAAAUGAACAUUAUUUAAAAGGGAACAUUAAACACACCGUAAAAGAAUCUCAUUAUGUUUCGAGGCACGAGUCUGCAACAUAUUCAAAAUGUAAUUAGUGUAAAUACGUCGGUGUUUUAAUAAAUCACGCUGUCGUGAACUAUUAAUGUAUAUAAAUUAACUACAGCGCUGUUUAAAAUUAAUUUACAUUGACUUAUGUAAAUAUAAGUAAACUGAUUCAUGAGUCUGUCAUUUGCUAGUAAUUUGACCUAGUUUGUUUUACAUUUCAGAUUUGAAAGUGGAGCACGUUAUAAACUAUAUUUUAAUAUUAAGAGAAAACACCAAAUGUCUAUCAAAGAGAGUUAAUUAUUUUCAAGCUGAAGCAAUCUAGAGUCUGACAGUACCAAGAGUCCAGCAUUUGAGAUUUAUAUUAUGCCCCGUUUAUAAAAGCACAGUUGAGUAAGUUAUGGAUGUGCACUUGUAAACGCGGCAUGGGCCAAUAUUGAUACGUUGAGAAUGCGUUGACAGCUAAUUAAAUUGAACUAAAAGUCCAUUCAAAGAAGAAAAAGAAAUAUUGAACUAACUUUUUAAAUUGUGAACUUUUGCAGAAUUGUUAGCACUUGAUUUUGAAAGUAUGCCCGCUACGCGAGGAGAAAAUCUCACUUCCUGGCCAGGCAAGACGUAAAACUUUAGACAAACCACCGGUAAUUGGUAAAGACCCAGACCGCAUAUUUAUGGCCCUCACCAUCGGUUCGAGCCACAGAGCGAUCUGGGGCAUUCACGAAUUCACCGCCCUGGGUGUGUAAUGUACUAUAUCCCUUCAAUAGGUAUUAAGUUUAACACGUUCCCUGUGUACCAGUGUGUACCAGAAAUUGAGUCCUCACGUGCAACGUGUUUUUUGUCAAAAGGUUCAUAGCCAGUAUGUGCAUGCAAAUAAAAAAGACCUAGCUCACACGUGUAAAUUUUGGCAAUGCUUUAAGUUUAUAUGGGGUCGUGCAUCAUUAGUGGUGCAUGCACGUAUCACAUGUACCCUAAAAUGAUGCAUGAUGCAUGCACAGGGGACGUGUCUAAAGUUGGUUUAAAGUUUUGUUCAGGUACUUAGUUUGUAAGCGCGUUGGACUCGCGACUCGAAACAUGAGGAACGUUGUAUGUACACUAAUGUAAGUGUUAAUAUUCGGUACAUACUGUUGUCUAACUGUAUUAGUGCAUAACACAAGUACAUAAUGGAAUUGUCUGUAAGAAUAAAAUCUAUUUGAAAAUAUUA
Molecule: messenger RNA, 5926 nt
Organism: Cydia splendana
Lineage: Eukaryota; Metazoa; Arthropoda; Insecta; Lepidoptera; Tortricidae
Gene: Lim1
Product: LIM/homeobox protein Lhx1
Biological process (GO): neuron differentiation; regulation of transcription by RNA polymerase II
Cellular component (GO): nucleus
Molecular function (GO): zinc ion binding; DNA-binding transcription factor activity, RNA polymerase II-specific; RNA polymerase II transcription regulatory region sequence-specific DNA binding
Source: RefSeq, a predicted model, not a curated record